AUGGACAUCAACAACUUCAACAACAUGGAUACGAAUACUCUCCACAAUCUGCUUUACCGUAGCGGAGAGCUCGAGGCAGAGCUUCGCUACGUCAAGGAGCAGCUGGCCGAGGCUCGGAAUGCCAACCAAUUCCUCCUUGCAAGACUCUCUGCGCCAUCGAGCGAUACCUACUCCGAAAGCAAAAUCAAUGCUAGCCUCCAGCAGAAGUACGAGCGUGCAAUCCACGAGAACGUCCGACUCAAAGCCCAACUUGGUCUCGCGCCGAGUGUUGCUCUCAAGGGUCGAAUCGGCAUUCGGCCCUCUUAUCAUCGACGCAGAGACAGUGUCGCUUCAAUAUCCGAAGCAUCUCGUGAAGGCACACAAGCUACUGUAGAUGAGCUCCUUAGCUUUGAGGAGGACGAUACGUCAGCACUUGAGACUACACUCCUCCAGCCUGUUUCACACGACACCGUCACUACUCUGACUCCUAAGAAACCAGAGAAGAAGAGAGACACUUUCGGACUGGGCAUUGCCCACUCUUUCUCCGCCGACACGAAUGACGAUCUUUUCGACCAAGACCAUCCUCCAACUUCUCAUCGCCAGAAGCUGCACGGCUUCGAGAUCAAGUACGGCGAUGGUACAUCAGCAUUCGUCCCUACCCCGAUUACCGCACCAAUUGAGCCUGUGGCUCCUCUUCCGUUCCACAAUGCAGAGCAUAUGCGCAUGAUGGGGAUGGCUUGCUUUCUGGAAGAUCAGACGCCUGAAGAGCGUGAUCGAGCUUGGCAUCGACAUGCUGUGAACCAUCCCCGUCACAAUGGCUAUGAAUACAUCCAAUACUAUGAGGAAGUGAUUCGGCCAGCGUACUUGGAGAAAAUGAAAGCUCGAGGGCAAGCACAGGGAAACGCUCGCUUAGCCACGGCAUCUCCACAGGCUGAGGUUGACCAUGAGCCGGAGCGAGAGAAGGGCGAACCCAUCGAUCAAGAAUUGGAAGCUUCUGAUGAGACGAUGGAGGCGAAAGGCAACGAGACACAGCCAUCUGAGGUGGAUUCUGUUUCCCCAAAGCCAGCAGAUCCAGCCUCGUUCGAUCAUCUCACCGUGAUCACUGCGAAGGAGGACUUGCCACCGAAAUCAGUCGGCAUCGAUGCAGACACAUCUCCACAAGUCGUGCUUGAAGUGCCACACCAGCUUGCGCUGUCGACGCACGCGGAGCAAAAGGCACCACAAGAAGUUCAACGUGCCGUAGACUCUGAUUUGCAGCUUCCAUUACAGCAUGACACGGCUGAGGCACCUCCUCGCUUCCAGCAUCGAGAUCGCGCACUCGGUCAGCGUCCUCGAUUCAUUCCAAGGGGCCCACAGGAACUCGAAGAGCUGUUCGCAACCUCGCCUCCGGAGAACAUUCAUACCUACCGAGCAGUUACAAUCUCCAACAUCCCAAAGUCAGCCACACUCCACGACGUCCUCUCCAACAUCCGAUGCGGCAGAAUCUUCUCAGCCAUCCUCCACGACACAGCUGGCUUCCGCACCAACCCACCGAUGGAGACAAAUGUAGUCACCGUCACAUUUACAUCAGGAAAAGACACGAAAGACUUCCUCAAAUCCUGCGAAACAAACUCAACCUUCACUCUCCCAACUACUCACGCGACUUUCGAAGCCGCUGUAGCUUUAAUCCCAACAAUCACCCGUCCUCUCCCACCCUGGAUUAUCUCAAAAAUGAAACUCGAAAACCUUAGCCGAGUCCUCUACAUCCACGAUCCGGAAAAGACGUUCCCGCUCGAUCGAGUCGUCGAGGAGAUGAUGCGUGGAGGAGCUAGAAAGCCUCUGAAGGAGAGCUUCGAUGCAGAAGUCCCAGGCCUGAUGCUCUUCGAGUUCGCGAGCCUUCAAGAGGCUGUCGACGCGCGUAGAGCUAUGGAGAAGAAUUUCAAUUUCUUUGGAAAGAUUGGUCGUGGAUUUUCGACGGAUCCUUGUGAGAAGGCUAAGGGGUCGAGGGAGGGUGGAGUCGGACUUGGGGAGGAGGCGGUCGAGGCUGGAGGGGGAGGAGAGGAGUUACUUAUGGAAUGUGGAAUUAAGGGGGAGGGAGAAGUGGAGAUGGUGGAGGGAUAA
This is a messenger RNA of Pseudocercospora fijiensis CIRAD86, 2079 nucleotides long. RefSeq lists its product as uncharacterized. Lineage: Eukaryota; Fungi; Ascomycota; Dothideomycetes; Mycosphaerellales; Mycosphaerellaceae. Bases 1 to 2079 code for a protein of 692 amino acids. The record is from RefSeq and is a predicted model, not a curated record. The transcript has a single exon.